Seminavis robusta is the source of this 1149-nucleotide messenger RNA. Lineage: Eukaryota; Bacillariophyta; Bacillariophyceae; Naviculales; Naviculaceae. The record is from the annotation of a GenBank genome assembly.
AUGCAAAUCCAACAUCCCACCGCUGCCAUGAUUGCGCGGACGGCCACGGCACAAGACGACGUGACGGGUGAUGGGACCACUUCGACGGUCUUGUUGUGCGGCAGUAUCCUGCAACAGGCGGAUCGGUAUUGUCGCGAAGGAUUGCACGCUCGUGUCAUCGUGGAUGGAUUGGAAUUGGCACGAGAAGCCGUACUCGAAUUCCUAAAGACGGACUUUGCCUUAGUCCCCGAUAGUAGCGUGGAUGGCUUUAUUCAUGAUCGAGAGUUACUCCAUCAUGUCGCUCUCACGUCGCUACGAACCAAAUUGGAUCCCUCUUUGGCCGAUUCGAUGGCCCUCCGUGGGAUGGUCCUGGAUCAUGGAGCUCGUCAUCCCAACAUGCCCACGCUAGUCAAAAAUUGCCACAUCAUGACCGCCAACGUUUCCUUGGAGUACGAAAAGACCGAAGUCCAGUCGGGAUUCUUCUACUCCAAUGCCGAAGAACGAGAAAAACUCGUCGAAUCCGAACGCAAAUGGCUCGACGAACGAUGCCGUUUGAUUGUCGAAUUCAAACGCAAGGUCUGCAAGGAAGGAGAAUCCUUUGUCAUGAUUAAUCAAAAAGGAAUCGAUCCCAUGAGUUUGGACAUGUUUGCCAAGGAAGGAAUCCUCUGUUUGCGUCGGGCCAAACGACGCAACAUGGAACGACUCACAUUGGCAUGUGGAGGAUCGCCCAUUCACAGUCUGGAAGAUAUGGAAGAAUCCAUGCUCGGAUACGCCGGAAAGGUGUCGGAAGUCACCUUUGGAGACGACAAAUUCACCUUUGUGGAAGACUGCAAACACCCCAAAUCGUGCACGCUUCUCUUGCAGGGACCGAAUAAACUCGUCAUGGAUCAAAUGAAGGAUGCCAUUCGAGAUGGCCUACGAGCCGUCAAGAAUGCCAUUGAAGAUGCCGCCGUCGUCCCCGGAGGUGGUGCCUUUGAAUUGGCCGCAUACAUGCACUUACGCAGCAAAGUUGUGCCCUCCACCAAGGGGAAGGCAAAGUUGGGAGUGGAGGCAUUUGCCGAAGCGUUAUUGAUCAUCCCCAAGACAUUGGCGGAAAACUCGGGAUUGAUGUCCAAGAACCCCCAUCCUCAAGCCGAGGAAACGGGCGCUCCGAGCUACCCGUCGGCUUGA